Molecule: messenger RNA, 357 nt
Organism: Echinostoma caproni
Lineage: Eukaryota; Metazoa; Platyhelminthes; Trematoda; Plagiorchiida; Echinostomatidae
Source: the annotation of a GenBank genome assembly
UUGCUUGACGGUGCCACGUGUGUAUAUCGGAGCAUCAGCGACGUGUUCUUCUAUGUACUUGGAGAUAUAGCAGAAAAUGAGCUCAUUCUAGUGAGCGCCCUCAACUGUUUAUUUGAUUCAGUUAACCAAAUUCUGAAACGCUGUGUGGAGAAAAAGACUGUUUUAGACAAUCUUGAUUUGAUCUUUCUCACAGUGGACGAACUUUGCAACAGCGGAAUUUUAAUGGAAUGUGAUGCUAGUGCUCUUGUUGCUCGAGUUGGUACUCGAACAGAAGAUAUUCCUCUGGGAGAACAAACAGUUGCACAGGCAAGUCGAGCUUGUAAGCAACUCCGAGGUGAUGCGUCGCGUAUUUGGUAA